AUGUUUGGGCAGAGUUAUACCUGGCAUAUCAAGAGAGUGCUGCCUUCAUGGGCUUAUGUAAUGCAGUCAUCAGUGGCCUCUGACAACAAAAUCUGGUUCCUGCAUGUGUCUACUUGGACUGUGAUCACCCUGAAGAAAGGAGAAGGCAGCACCUCAAUGAAAGCCCAGUCAGUCUCUUCAGCCUCAUCUGUGGGGACAGCUGUGCUGGAGGGGGAAGGCUUGUCUGGGCAUCGCUUUCCCUCCUGCCAUAUUGCCCGGCGCUCUCUUCUGUGUCCAAAGGGUUCGUCUCAUCUGCCGCAGCAGCUGAAGUUCACGACCUCUGAUUCCUGUGACCGGAUUAAAGAUGAAUUCCAGCUCCUGCAAGCUCAGUACCACAGCUUGAAGUUGGAAUGUGACAAGCUGGCCAGUGAGAAAUCAGAGAUGCAGCGUCACUAUGUCAUGUAUUACGAGAUGUCCUACGGGCUCAAUAUCGAAAUGCACAAACAGGCUGAAAUUGUCAAGCGGCUAAAUGGGAUUUGUGCUCAAGUUUUGCCCUACCUGUCUCAAGAGCACCAACAGCAGGUCCUGGGAGCCAUUGAACGAGCCAAGCAAGUGACCGCACCGGAGCUGAAUUCCAUCAUCCGUCAGCAGCUUCAAGCACAUCAGCUCUCGCAGCUCCAGGCUCUCGCUCUCCCCUUGACUCCGUUGCCCGUGGGCCUGCAGCCCCCGUCUCUCCCGGCCGUCAGCACCGGCACCGGGCUCCUCUCGCUCUCGGCCCUGGGCUCCCAAGCCCACCUCUCCAAGGAGGACAAGAACGGUCACGAUGGGGACACCCACCAAGACGACGAUGGGGAGAAGUCAGAUUAAAGUGAGGGGGUGGGGCUGGGGGAGGGCUGGGGGGAGGGGCUCAGUAAAAGAUGCAGUAUCGCUCUGGUCAGUGCUCCUUAGAACUGCAGUAGUUUGUAGGGUGGCAUCCCGCCAGGCGCACAACGUGCGCGUUUCCCCCCUUCCGUGCCCACGAUGGGUGGGGAUCUGAGCAGCCACCUCCCUUGAACCAAGUAGAAACGUGGCAGCAAUUGUGGCCACAGUCACGCACACAUGGUUGCUAAAUUCCACUCUGCCCGCCCCCAGAUCUGUUGCAGGCCUCGUAUUGUUCAGUCACGCCAGGGCUCGGAGCGCUGCUCUCCGCAGCUCUAGGCCAGCAGAGCAUCGAGUCUGGACUCUGGGUACUAUGCGUUCACAGUGGUACCAUUCCACCUCUUUUCUGCCCCCGUCCUCUCCUCCCCAGAGCCGGUGCAUAUUUAAAGAUACAUCCCUGUUCCUGCCCCGACAUGCCCCAGCCUCUGUAGGUUUCCAUUGCAUCUCACUGGCCCUGUUCCUUCUCGGCACCCCACCUGCACUUGGACCAGUUCUGCACCUUGCUGUCCUGCAUGUAUCUCUCUUUAACCAGUGCCAGGGGCACCAUACCUACUCCAGUGCCCUCAGUCGCCAGGUGUGUCUCUGCGUGCUGCUCCCCCACUUCCAGCUGGCCUUCUCCAGCAUGGUACCUGGCUAUCUAAGAUGGUGGGAGAAAGGAGGUGGAGGGGAAAAAUCAGACCAGAUUAGAACCUCCCCCUGCUUCCCUUCCCUCCCCCCCCCCCAUUUGGAAAAGGAUACUGCAGCUUUCUCUGUUUCUAUUUCCGUGCGCUAGCGUGUCUUUCUUUUAAAAAAAACAAAAUGGAAUUUUAAAAAAAAAUCUCGUGUUUGUAUAUAGUCCUUUAGAGAGAAAUCUUGUUUUGCUUUUUGUGUUUAAUCACUCAACCUAUAAGAAGAGGAACUGAAAAUGCUGUAUGGAGGGUGUUACUAGCUGUGCCUUUAAAAUAAAGAAAUAAGAAGGUUGGUUAAAGCUG
Messenger RNA from Pelodiscus sinensis (Chinese soft-shelled turtle), 1868 nucleotides. NCBI's taxonomy places the organism in Eukaryota, Metazoa, Chordata, Testudines, Trionychidae. The record is from RefSeq and is a predicted model, not a curated record.